AUGGCGGGCACGAUGGUCACGGCGCACUACGCGGCAGCGCCUCAACCUAGUAACUUUCAAUAUGGUUACAUGCCGCCACCUUCACCACCUAUGGAUGAGACAGCAAAAUGUUCGCUGCCGUCCAUCUCAAAUCUCCUGGGACUGGCGGACCAAGGGUCCCCGACAUCAGAGACAUCGCCUCAGUCUCAGCAGCAAUGUAUGGACAUGGAAUGGUGGGACAUGUGGCAAGCUGGUACUGACAACAUGAUCCCAGCACAAGUAUUGAAGCCCGAUCCGCGGCCUACGUCGUCCCACUAUGCCAACCCGGCAUUGGUCAAGGCGGCACUGCCGCCCAGCCCGCCCAUGUCCUCAGAUGCGUCUCUCGAAGGGUUCAGCUCGCCAUCGGCGAGGUCCGUGAGCCAGGUCUCGAACGGCUCGAAUUACUACUUCGAGACAACUCCCCCCCUCCAGGUGGAGUCGGACACGCGGCAGAUGACAGCUCCCGCUCAGGUCCCGCGUCUUCCGGUCCAGAACUCGGCAUAUCAACAACCCCAAUAUCCCGGUCCUGCGUAUAUGAGCCAGCCCACCAUGACCUCCUACUAUCCUCCGAUCCAGGCCGCCGCGCCCGCGCAGCCGCAGAUGUCCGGGCUUUACUACCAGCGGCCACUCCCCCAGAACUUCCCCCCGCCAAUGCCCGUAUCGGUAACACUGGCCCCGGCGGCGGCGGGCAACCCUUGGCAGCAUCACCACUACAUCGCUCCUUCGGCGUCAGCAUCUUUCCCUCAGAGCCAAGACCGGUACAUCUGCCCGACUUGCAACAAGGCCUUCUCCCGGCCCAGCUCUCUCCGGAUCCACAGCCACUCCCACACGGGGGAGAAACCGUUCAAAUGCCCCUUUCCCGGCUGCGGCAAGGCGUUUAGCGUGCGGAGCAAUAUGAAGCGGCACGAGCGUGGAUGCCACAACUACGAUAGCAGCAGCACCGGCAGCACCGGCAGCAAUAACGCCAAUGGGGCCAGACCCUGA
This is a messenger RNA of Chaetomium strumarium, 1002 nucleotides long. RefSeq lists its product as uncharacterized. The record is from RefSeq and is a predicted model, not a curated record. The transcript has 2 exons. Gene Ontology annotation, cellular component: nucleus. Gene Ontology annotation, molecular function: DNA-binding transcription factor activity, RNA polymerase II-specific; RNA polymerase II cis-regulatory region sequence-specific DNA binding. Bases 1 to 1002 code for a protein of 333 amino acids. Lineage: Eukaryota; Fungi; Ascomycota; Sordariomycetes; Sordariales; Chaetomiaceae. Gene Ontology annotation, biological process: regulation of transcription by RNA polymerase II.